This is a messenger RNA of Rana temporaria (common frog), 4672 nucleotides long. It is a transcript of the gene HTRA3, whose product is annotated as HtrA serine peptidase 3. Lineage: Eukaryota; Metazoa; Chordata; Amphibia; Anura; Ranidae. Bases 1005 to 2390 code for a protein of 461 amino acids. The transcript is spliced from 10 exons. Gene Ontology annotation, cellular component: extracellular region. Gene Ontology annotation, biological process: proteolysis. Gene Ontology annotation, molecular function: serine-type endopeptidase activity; protein binding. The record is from RefSeq and is a predicted model, not a curated record.
AAACACAAGUCACACUCAGCUGCUUACUCUAUACACUGUGCAAUAGGAUCCUAGCCAUCCCUGCCUGACUCCAAUGCAGAAAGAGCACAGCUGCACUCAGCACCUUGGUACCCUGUAUCAUCAUACUGGCUGCAGGGUAUAGGAGAGAGAGUGCCCACAGGAGUCAGAUCCAGCCUGCUGGGUAGAGGGGACAGACCUCAGUGCCCACAGAAGAGUGAGCUCCAGCCUGCAGGGUACAGAGGAUAGACAUCAAUGCCUAUGUAGAGGUGAACUCCAGAGAAGAUAGACCUCAGUGCCUACCAAGAGUGGAGCUUCAGCCUGCAGGGUACAGAGGAUAGACCUCAGUGCCUACCAAGAGGUGAGCUUCAGCCUGCAGGGCAGAUAGACUAGACCUCAUUGCCUACAGAAGAGUAAGCCACAGCCUGAAGGGAAGAGAGGAUAGACCUUAGAGGUGUGAGCUCCAGCCUGCAGGAUAGAGGGGAUAGACCUCAAUGCCAAUAGAGAAUAGGCUUCAACCUGUAAGAUAGAACCUCAGUGCCCGCAGAGGUGUGAGCUCAGUCCUGCAGAGCGGAAAAGAUAGCUUUCAGUCCCCAAAGAAGAGGUAGUUCCAGUCUAGAGUGUAGAGAGGAUAGACCUCAGUGCCCAAAGAGGAGUCAGCUCCAGUCUGUAGGAUAGAGAGUAUGUAUCUCAGUGUCUAUAGUUGAGUGAGCUCCAGAAUUCAGAGUAGAAGGAUAGACCUCAGUGCCCAGUGUGAUCCAGCCUGCAGGGUAGAGAGGAUAACCCUCAGUGCCUACAGAGAAGUGAGCCCCAACCUUCAAUAAAGAGAGGAUUGACCUCAGUGCCCAUAGAGGAGAGUGAGGGGUUCUCAGUGUCUACAGGAAAGUGAGCUUAGCCUGCCAGGUACAGAAGAUAGCCCUCAGUGUCCAGUGUGAUACAAGCCUACAGGGUAGAGAGGAUAGACCUCAGUGGCCAGUGUGAUCCUGCCUGCCCACCCGGUGCCCAUCAUGAAGGGAUCUCCCAGCUGCCCAAUCAUGCUCAUCCUUACUUCCCUCUCCCUCCUCUGCGGAUCCUCAGCCUGUCCAUCCCGCUGUGAUGUCACGAGGUGCCCAAGCCCGGUCUGCCCUAGCGGGUACAUCCCCGAUCGAUGCAACUGCUGCCUGAUCUGCGCUGCGGGGGAAGGAGAGCCAUGUGGCCGGGAAGGAGACCCACCAUGUGGGGAUACUCUACACUGCAAGCCACCCACUGGCAAGAGGGGCACCAAGGGAACAUGCCAGUGCAAGCAAGACUACCAGGUGUGUGCCAAUGACGGGCAGACUUAUGACAACCUGUGCCAACUGAAACUUGCAAGUCGGAGGGCGCUGCAGCAAGGGCACCCCCCAGUGGUGCAGGUGCACAAAGGAGCCUGCCAAUCGGGUCACCAACAUCUCAACAGUCCGAGGUACAAAUUUAACUUCAUUGCUGAUGUGGUAGAGAAGAUCGCUCCAGCUGUUGUUCACAUUGAACUUUUUUUGAGGCAUCCGCUAUUUGGACGUAAUGUACCCAUGUCCAGUGGAUCAGGUUUUAUCAUAUCAGAUUUGGGUUUAAUUGUGACCAAUGCCCAUGUGGUGUCAAGCAGUAACACUGUAUCCGGUAGGCAGCACUUAAAGGUACAGCUGCACAAUGGGGACACCUAUGAAGCAACAAUAAAGGAUAUUGAUAAAAAAUCUGACAUUGCUACAAUCAAGAUCAAUUCAAAAAAAAAGCUGCCAGUCCUAACAUUGGGCCAUUCAGCAGAUCUAAGGCCUGGAGAGUUUGCUGUGGCUAUCGGAAGCCCAUUUGCCUUACAGAACACGGUGACCACAGGAAUAGUGAGCACAGCUCAGAGAGAUGGAAGGGAGCUGGGCUUGAGAGACUCUGAUAUGGAUUAUGUGCAGACUGAUGCCAUCAUUAAUUAUGGAAAUUCUGGAGGUCCUUUAGUAAAUUUGGAUGGAGAAGUAAUUGGUAUUAAUACUCUGAAAGUUGCAGCCGGAAUCUCUUUUGCAAUUCCAUCUGACCGCAUUACAAAAUUCAUGACUGAUACACAUGACAAAAAAAUUAAAGACGGGAAGAAGCGUUUCAUCGGGAUAAAGAUGCUGACUAUAACUCCUACACUUGUUGAAGAACUGAAACUAAACAAUCCAGAUUUUCCUGAUGUUAGCAGUGGGAUAUAUGUCCAUGAAGUGGUGCCCAAUUCACCAGCUCAGAGAGGUGGGAUCAAAGCCGGGGACAUCGUUGUGAAAGUUAAUGGGCGACCACUGAUGACAUCAACUGAUUUGCACACUGCUGUAAUAAAUGAAUCACCUUUACUACUUGAAGUUAGAAGAGGGAAUGAUGACCUUCUGUUUAACAUAGAACCUGACGUUUCGAUGUAAUGAAAAAAGAAAAACAAUAUAUAAAACAUUUAUACAAGUCAGAACAUUAAGCUCACAAAAUCAAAAUCCACCUAAUGGAAAGUUCUAAGAACCUUGCCUCAGUACGAUCAGAUGUUCUUUUGAAAAGCAUAUGGCAUAUUUUCCACUGAAACACUCGGAAAUGCAGCUGGUGCCAACUAUGGAAGGAUUGGAUCUGGCAAGAGAACUGUCUUUUUUUUCUGGUUUUUAUUCAAUGGAUGUGGAAUAGUUGCAGUAAAUGUUCUGCACAACAACAAAAAAUACCUCUUUUGGAGCCAGUGACUAUAUUCCUCCUGGUGGGUUAAUUGACAAUUUGAGCUGCGUCUGUACUGUACGUCAUGAACGAAGAACUUGCAGGUCAGUUGAAAAUUUCAAAGUUUUUUUUUAUCAUAAGAGGUACAGAGACAACUAAGGAGUAGAAGAAGUGUGGACACAUAUGACUUUCCUUAGGCUGUAGAAUAGAUUCUUUCUAUAAAAAAAAAGUAUAUAAACACCACUGUACAAAAUUAAGCAAAACACCAAAAUAUAACAUUACAUAAAACAUCUUGAAUUCAAUCCAAUAAAUAGAUGUUAGUAUACCAACUGUUUACAAGACCUAGUAGUUUUUGCCUUUAAGACAUGCAAAGCAAAAAUAAAUAGGCUUGUUUAAAUGCCCCCUCCGCAGCAACAUAUGUUUAUCUUUCCCUCUCUUACUUGCUGGUACUUCCAGGUGUGACAAAACAUAUAACUCACUCCUCUUCCUCUCAUAUGACAAUGUUGGUGAAAGACAAUUGGCAUGAUAUUUGAGGGUGGGAGUAGGAGUCCUUGGCACCAUGUAGCCCCAAAUAGAGAAAUGUAAAAUGUACACAAGGUUUGAGCUAUACAAUAUCCCGCCUUCUAAAUGCUACCCCUCAAUUCAGUUUAGCAGAAAGAAAAUACCUUUUUUGCUAUGUGGUCAUGUGAUCACAAAGCUCCAUCUCUUCUAUGUAAUGUAGAGGUACAACAAGGGAGCUGAAUCGAAAAGAGCAUUGAUGCCACCCAGUUGCGUUCACUGCUUUAGGCAUUGCCAGAGGGAAAGGGUGUUCCCUCGGACCAGCCAAACAUUUGCAUAGGGGAAAUGGAGCUGUGCAUAGAAAGACAAAAAUUAUUUUUGCUAAAAUGUGUGCAGGACAAUAGGGAACACUAGGGAGACAGAAUUUAAAAGGCGGUGUGUUGUAUUGCCAAACUUCUACUUUAAUUUCGUCACUCUUGGUGGAUGAAUGGAUCAAAGAAAGGUGUGCUGCUGGGUCAUCCUCUAACUGGGGGAUAGUGAUCUACAACGUAUUGUAUAUCUUAAUUAAAAAAAACUUACAAAGUCUUUAUUGAUUUAGCUUAGAAAUGGCUGCCUCCUCUGUUUUGCAGGCAACACAAAUAGUUUAACUAGUAUUGGCUAUCCAUUAGAAUUUUGUAAAAUCAUGUGAAUCAGGAAAUCAAAGGACCAGCAUUCUAUUUUUAACAUUGUCUAAGAAAAGUUGCUACCCUAUGUAAUGAAUAUAAUAGGUAUAAAAAAUAAGAAUCAAAAAAUAUUUACUGUACCCUCAAACUUUGGAUGACAAAAUGUGGAAGCACUCUUCAUGUGACAUCUGUUUUAUGGAAGCUUUAGCGUCCAUGUACACUGGGCUUAAAAAUUGCUGCUUCUACAGGAGUUUUGCAUCUUUGCCUGUAGAAGAAGCUCAAUAUUAUCCUAUGUGUCCAUGCACAUUAGGAUGAUUAGGGGCAUAUUUUGAGCUCAGCAUGUAGAGGCAGAAAAAAAAAUGCAUUUUUUAAAUGAGUUUACUGGCAGAAAAAAAAAGCUAAACGCGCCUUAACACCUGUACAAAAACGUUCCCCAUCAGCAAUUUUUUUUCCCAAAAGAACUAGAAUUUUUUUAUGCUCACUGUGCAUAGACCCUAAUGCCGCAUACACACGAUCGGACAUUCAGACAACAAAACCGUUUUUUCAGACGGAUGUUGGCUCGUACUUGUCUUGCAUACACACGGUCAUGUACAACACGUACGACGGUACUAUAAAAGGGAAGUUCAAUACCAAGAACGCAACCUUUUGGGUUCCUUCUGCUAACCUUGUGUUAGUAGAAGUUUGGUGAGAGACGAUUUGUGCUUUUUAGCCUCGUGCUUUUCAGUCCGUUACUGCUCCGUUAGAAGAGCAGUCCGUCAGAAGAGAAUGCGCUGCGUUAAAAGAUUUAAAAAUUUGCAGUGUGACGAAUGUGCUAUCUCCAUUAUGAACGCUAGUUUUACCAGACCGAGUGA